AGUAAAACCGAAAAGGAACAGGCCGGAAGAAUCAUUAUAAUUAAGAAAAGGAAUUUUUCCCUGGGUCCUAACUCGUGCGGUCCUAAACCAAAUUGAACAAGGUGCAGCAGUCCAAGUUUAGAGAAGCCGCUCGCCGCUGGUAGCGCCGGCGUUGGACGACAAGUUACUGGUUGUUGUCAGUUUAAUGUGUAGGUUUCAUUGUGUCAGUUAAAAAGAGCAGUUGUUUUUACUCUGUUUAGCGCUGUAUUCUCCAUAUUUAAUAUUAGUUAAGGGAAGAGAAGAAAGGGAUGGUGAGGCUCACUGCAGACUUGAUAUGGAAAAGCCCUCAUUUCUUUAACGCCAUUAAGGAGCGGGAGUUGGAUCUUCGAGGUAACAAAAUCCCUGUUAUAGAAAACUUGGGUGCUACUGAGGACCAAUUUGAUACCAUUGAUUUGUCUGACAAUGAGAUUGUUAAGCUGGAAAACAUGCCAUAUCUGACUCGUUUGGGCACUUUGCUUAUCAAUAACAACAGAAUUACCCGUAUCAAUCCCAACAUUGGAGAGUUUUUGCCCAAAUUACACACAUUGGUACUUACAAAUAACAGGCUUGUCAAUCUGGUAGAGAUUGAUCCUCUCGCUUCUCUUCCAAAACUGCAGUUCCUCAGUCUUCUGGAUAAUAGCAUCACCAAAAAACCAAAUUAUAGACUGUACAUCAUUCACAAGCUAAAAUCACUUCGGGUUCUUGAUUUCAAGAAGGUGAAAAGCAAGGAGCGAAUGGAAGCGGAAAAUUUGUUUGCAUCCAAAGAAGUUGAAGAGGAGGCUAUAAGGGAGUCUGCCAAAACAUUCAUUCCAGGUGAGGUUCCAAAUGUUACAGAAGAUGCAGAGGAGCAACAGAAUCCGAAAGUGGUUGCUCCCACGCCUGAGCAAAUUAUAGCAAUAAAGGCUGCUAUUGUGAAUUCCCAAACUCUUGAAGAGGUAGCCAGACUUGAGAAGGCAUUGAAUUCAGGUCAGAUUCCUACAGAUCUGAAUAUAUUUGAUAAUGAUAGUGAACUCAACACCGUCCAAGAGAAAGAUGACAAAAUGGCCACUGAUGGUGAUAAUAAGACUGAUCAUGAACCAAGCAAUCUUGAUGAGCAGAAAGAUAGUGAUUCUGCAUCAAUGGAACAGGAAUAGAGGAGGUGAUUUUGAAUGCAAUCCACAAGAAGUUUUUGCCUCUGGCAUUCCUUGCUAGAAGAUGUGGAUACCGGGGUUCUUCUGCUUUGCAAUUAUCGUAGACCUUUUCCAUAUGGGUUCUUUUUUUUCUUUCCUUGGUUGAUUGUCGCAGAUGUAGCAUGCACACCUAUAUGGGUUCUUUUUUUUCUUUCCUUGGUUGAUUGUCGCAGAUGUAGCAUGAACACACCUGAGUCUGGGCUUGACACAGGGUAAUCGUAUUUCCAGACUUGCUUAGGACUAUCAAAUCCCUUUUGGAAGUAUUGCAAUAGUCCACCUGCUUAACUAAUACAGUUUUCUAAUUCUGGUAGAACCAUUUGGGUGCUGAAAUCUGAGAACCAGAAUCAAAUGUAUGGAAUUCCAUUUUUUAGUUUUGUGAAAAAGUAGAUACUCAAAUCUAUUUUUAUGGGCACAAACAAAAUUUGAGA
Molecule: messenger RNA, 1615 nt
Organism: Ricinus communis (castor bean)
Lineage: Eukaryota; Viridiplantae; Streptophyta; Magnoliopsida; Malpighiales; Euphorbiaceae
Product: U2 small nuclear ribonucleoprotein A'
Exons: 8
Coding region: 288-1151 (287 amino acids)
Biological process (GO): mRNA splicing, via spliceosome
Molecular function (GO): protein binding; U2 snRNA binding
Source: RefSeq, a predicted model, not a curated record